GGCCAGAUGGUGACGGCGAAUGGUAGCGACCGCGUAAAAUGUGCAGGGAAAAUAUCCGUAAAUCGUUGAUCUUGUCCCUCACUGUCUCGCAGGCGUACCUAUUAGCUGUAAUGAUUCGUUAGCUGAGUGUAUCUCAUCAGGGGCACGAUUGUCGCUGAAAGCUGAAGGCUUGUAACUUUUUCCGAUUAUUGUUAAAAAGUGUCAAUAAUCAUACUGAAUAUGUCAACUACCUUUCAAGCCCAAAUUUCCUGCUUAGGGAGCAAAACUAAAUACUUGGCAGAGCUUAAGAAGCCAGUUAUCCGCCCCUUGAUACAACUUGCUGUAAAAUCGAUUCAAAGAGAUCACAUUGAAGAAGGAGUUCUGGAUAGAAUAUGUGAAAAGUAUAAUGUUUCUCAGGAAAAUAUUGACCAAUGGUAUAGUGCGGUUUUGAAAAUUUUACACACACAUCUGCGUUAUCCAUCGGGCUCUGUUAAACCUGCAGAAUUUAAGGAAUGUCUUCAAGAUUUGAAAUUGUCACCUGAUUGCAUAGAAGAUUUAUCUACUGUGGUUUAUGGCCAAAGAAGAGCGGUUCUAGUUAAUGAAUUACUAUACAUCACAAAGUUUUAUCCACAUAUAAAAUCCUGUCGAUGGAGAAUAGACAUUAACAUUUCCUCGAGCGUCUUGUCGAGAAUUAUGGAACCAAGUAUUAUAAUGGAAUGGACAUUAAGCUCAGGCGAGUGCAAAACGUUUGAAUUAUCUAUGGCCAAAUUUCAUCAACUUAGACACGCAGUAGCCAGUCUUCUGAGAGAGAUUCAAAUGUUUGAACGACGCAAUACAUUAAAAAAUUAUUCUACUCCUAGUAUAGAAAUGAAAUAAGUAACAAAUAGUUGUAAAUAUAUGCCCAGGGAAACAAGAAUUGUAAUAUACAAUAUUACGAGUGCCAUUACAAAUGUGAUACCAAUUACAAAGAAAAUAUCGUUUUUAUAUGAUAACCAAAACAUUUUACUUGUGCAUACUUUUGUAACAAUAAUAGCUGAUACCAUAGCGUAGUACAUAUAAUAUUCUUUAUAUAAGUAUAACAGAAGAAGAAAAAGGAUAAAAUCUUUAAUUGUUUAUUUGUAUUCUUGACUUGGAAAAAAAUAAAUUCACUCACUAUAAUUUA
This is a messenger RNA of Diprion similis, 1141 nucleotides long. It is a transcript of the gene LSm-4, whose product is annotated as COMM domain-containing protein 5. Bases 220 to 855 code for a protein of 211 amino acids. Gene Ontology annotation, cellular component: nucleus. Lineage: Eukaryota; Metazoa; Arthropoda; Insecta; Hymenoptera; Diprionidae. The transcript has 4 exons. The record is from RefSeq and is a predicted model, not a curated record.